Messenger RNA from Psylliodes chrysocephalus, 1716 nucleotides. The record is from the annotation of a GenBank genome assembly. Lineage: Eukaryota; Metazoa; Arthropoda; Insecta; Coleoptera; Chrysomelidae.
GAUUCAAACAUUCAAAAUAGUGUUUAAAAUGUGGAAAACUAUUAAUUCAGCUUUAGUCACAUCGAUCAAAAACCAAACUGUUUUACAACCCAUCAACGAAUUAUUAUACCAACAAAUUAGGACUACUUAUGUAUUAAAAAGAAAAACUCCCCCUAAUUUGCACAAAUUAGGAGGCCUGCGAAAACCUUUACGCAGCAGACAUUACAUAUACGAUGUGAUCAAAAAUACAGCUAUAGAACGUCAACCAGACAUCGAAGUGCUUCUGACUUCUGUAGUAGAGGGUUUGGGUAAUGUUGGGGAUAAAGUUUCGGUACGACCGCAAUUUGCCUACAAUAAUCUUCUCCUGCCAGGGCUAGCAGUGUAUGCAAGCCCUGAAAAUCAAGAAAAAUAUAAAGAUCUAGCCAUUAAUACAGAUGUUAAAAAAUAUAGUACACCUUCAGCUGCUUAUACUGUCCAAUCUUUAUCUCGAAUGACUUUGUCAGUAAUUAUGAACAAAGAUGUGCCUUGGACAUUGAAACCUUGGCACAUAAAGGCUUCGUUUAGAAAGUGUGGAUAUGUAGUUCCAGAAUAUGCUAUAGAACUUCCAGAACAACCGAUAACUGGACCAAAUAUGGAUAUAGAAAAUAAAGAGUUUGCAAUUACAGUCACGAUAAAUAAGCAAGAAAAAGUAAACGUACGUUGCAGAUUACAUCAUUGGAGUACAGAAUUGGCCAGCAGGCUCCCGUACGUUCCCAGAUUUUGGGAAACGCCGUCAGAACCAAUUUUACCUGAACAGAAAUCGAUUUUGGAUACCAUUCCGAUAAAAGAAAUCCCAGUUCGAAGGCUACGCUCAGGAGCGUGGGGUGUCUGGGUCCGUUUUCUGGUGUGGCGAAGCGAAAGGCAUCCUGGGCCAGCUUAAAUAAGUGGGAAGAACUGUGGAUAUGUCUCUGGGACGAUUCUAGAACUGUUCUCAAUCGCAUCACUUCACCUGCAAUUUAAUAAAAACCUCUUAACAUUCUUCAAAGUUUUAAAAACUACGAGAUAUAAUCCAGUAGUUUCGUUGGAAUUUUAUGGAUAAGAAUUUGGGUAUUAAAAAUUAUACAAUUCUAUUUUUAGUUUUAAAUAAUAUAAAUAGAAAGUAAGACACAUCGAUUUUUCCCCAAAUCUGGGGAAAUUGUAGAAUAGAUAUGGCAAAACCGCACCGCAUGAUUCAAUGGUAUGUAUUCCUAGUAAUUUCCCAGAAAGGAAACACCGUUUCUUCAACGACCGAACGCUUGCACGUUAGCCGUCUAAGGGAUCUGUCGAUCGCUGGAGAAGCAGAGUUGCUUUUCGAUACCAAUUUUCUAGGUAAUUAUAAGACGUACUUACUAUUAAAUCUUUCGGUGCGGUUUUACUAGAUAUUCUACAAAUUUCCCCAGAUUUGGGGAAAAAUCGAUGAAAGUGCACCGAAGGUCUUUUUAUUUUACUGACAUAUGUAGUUAAAAAAUCCAUUCUGUGAAUAAAAGAAACAUUCUCAAAUUAAAAGUGUUAUGUGUUUUAAUAGUAAAAAUUCUGCUUAAGACUAUUAAACAAAUCAAGUUUUUAUCUCUAUCUUGCUAGGUCCAAUAAAUUUUUUAAAUUUCAAAAUUGUAAAUGGCACAAAAUUAUAUAAAUAUCCCUUUAUCCUUGUUUGUUACAUUCAAAAUAUUUUAAAUUCAUUUUAUUCCAUUGUGCACGUUUUUAUUCGAUUUAAUUCCG